CAGGGCCCUUGAAGGACUAGAAUUGUCUUAUUCUGGCAUCUGCACCUGCCACCUCAUCACUGCUCACCGCAUCAACUUCAUUCAUAAAAUCUCACCGGCGUUGUCGUCCUGCAGUGACCCUGUGAAAAUACUCUGCUGCUUGCAAGACUUAAAAGUUUGAGUGUCUCUCAUGCGUCUGCGAUUAAUGUGCAGCGACAUCUUUAACAGCACCGUCAGCUGAAGAAGGAAACAUUAAACAUUUAAACCAGCUGCAACCUGCAGGAGAGCACAACGCUUAAAGUAAAAGAGUUCAACAAUGUCUCUGCUAGUCACGCUGCUUUUGCUGUCGCUGGUUUCUCAGUGUUGGACUGCUCCACAGAGGAGAAACUGGACUUCUCAGGCGAUCCUAUACCUGAAAGGAGCACAGGGACGCCGCUCAUUUUUGGAGCGUGCCAGAAGAGAGGAAGAAAGCACUUUUCACUCAGGGACUCACAAGCAGAACAGCGAUGGCCGAGGCUCUUCUUUGCUUUUAUCCAUUUUACUGGAACUCCUACAGCGAGCUGUAGAAGAAGAUGCAGGCAAUCCAGAUAAUCACCUGGACUAUCAGGAGGUGAAUAGAACCCACUUGUGAACAUUCAUCAGAGCCCAGUUCUAUGUUUUUCUGUUUCUUAUGUUGCUUGUUACAUUUUAUUAUUGUUGAUGUUUGUCUGCGUGUCGCAAAUUUGACUUAACUUAUAAUAAAAUGCGCAAAAUAAAUGAAAA
This is a messenger RNA of Maylandia zebra (zebra mbuna), 741 nucleotides long. Its product is annotated as spexin prohormone 1. Lineage: Eukaryota; Metazoa; Chordata; Actinopteri; Cichliformes; Cichlidae. The record is from RefSeq and is a predicted model, not a curated record. Gene Ontology annotation, molecular function: neuropeptide hormone activity.